AUGCCAUCAGUAAAGUUCUCAAGACUGGCACAAACCCACCACCUUCAACGACCAAAGGAAACACAUGAGCCUCAAAGCACAGCUCCUCCUCUUCCCACCACGCGCUUGCUGCUGGCCAAGAGCGAAGCGCAAAGGCCCAGCUCAGUGGUAGCGUCUCUUGGCGAGAAGGCGGCUCCGCACCACGGGAACACCACAACGCCAGCGCUUGGCGAGAAGGUGGCUCUAUCCCACAGGAACACCACAACACCAGCGCUUGGCAAGAAGGUGGCUCUGCACUGCAGGAACACAGCACCAGUGCCUGGCAAGAAGGUGGCUCUGCCCCGCAGGAACACAACACCACCAGUGCUUGGCGAGACACUUGGCGAGAAGGUGGCUCUGCACCGCGGGAACACCACAACACCAGCACUUGGUGAUAAGGUGGCUCCGCACCACGGGAACACCACACCAGAGCUUGGCGAGAAGGUGGCUCUGCACCACAGGAACACACCACCACCAGUGCUUGGCGAGAAGGUGGCUCUGCACCGCAGGAACACCACACCAGCGCUUGGCGAGAAGGUGGCUCCGCAUCGCAGGAACACAACACCAGCAGUGCUUGGCGAGAAGGUGGCUCUGCACCGCGGGAACACCACACCAGCGCUUGGCGAGAAGGUGGCUCCGCAUCGCAGGAACACAACACCAGCAGUGCUUGGCGAGAAGGUGGCUCUGCACCGCGGGAACACCACAACACCAGCGCUUGGUGAGAAGGUGGCUCUGCCCCGCGGGAACACAGCCCCAGCGCUUCAUGCGCCGCGGAACAGAAGCGGGACGCGCUCCCGAGCAAGGAUUCCUUUUUCCCGCGCCCCCGCCCAUCUCCGCAGUGCCCGGCGCACGGCAGUAGCGGGGCCGCGGUGGCAGGAGAUCGCUUUGCCACGCGUCGCCGGGAACAAACCCGAUGCUUCGAUGUGA
Messenger RNA from Egretta garzetta (little egret), 945 nucleotides. RefSeq lists its product as uncharacterized. Lineage: Eukaryota; Metazoa; Chordata; Aves; Pelecaniformes; Ardeidae. Bases 1 to 945 code for a protein of 314 amino acids. The record is from RefSeq and is a predicted model, not a curated record. The transcript has 3 exons.